Messenger RNA from Impatiens glandulifera, 1535 nucleotides. Its product is annotated as UDP-arabinopyranose mutase 1. The transcript has 4 exons. Bases 118 to 1230 code for a protein of 370 amino acids. Lineage: Eukaryota; Viridiplantae; Streptophyta; Magnoliopsida; Ericales; Balsaminaceae. Gene Ontology annotation, biological process: UDP-L-arabinose metabolic process; plant-type cell wall biogenesis. The record is from RefSeq and is a predicted model, not a curated record. Gene Ontology annotation, cellular component: cytosol; Golgi apparatus. Gene Ontology annotation, molecular function: UDP-arabinopyranose mutase activity.
UCUGAAAUUUUGGCUAUAAAAUCCAAGUCUUGCGAUCUCACAAAUAUCAUACCAUUCAUUGCUAGUCUUCUUCAUAGUCAAAUCCAUCUUCUUCCCAAUUCAAGUUCUACUUUGAUCAUGGCAGGAGGAGCUUCGUCGGUCCAUCCGACGCCCCUGCUCAAGGAUGAACUCGACAUCGUCAUCCCCACCAUCAGAAACCUUGAUUUCUUGGAGAUGUGGAGGCCUUUCUUCCAGCCAUACCAUUUGAUCAUCGUUCAAGAUGGAGAUCCCACCAAGACUAUCCAUGUCCCUGAAGGUUUCGAUUACGAGCUUUACAAUCGGAAUGAUAUCAAUCGUAUUCUGGGUCCUAAAGCUUCCUGCAUUUCCUUCAAGGACUCUGCUUGUCGAUGUUUUGGUUACAUGGUUUCCAAAAAGAAGUAUAUUUAUACUAUUGAUGAUGAUUGCUUUGUUGCAAAGGAUCCAUCUGGGAAGGAGAUCAAUGCUUUAUCUCAACACAUUCAGAAUCUUUUGUGCCCAUCAACACCGUUUUUCUUCAACACACUUUAUGAUCCAUACAGAUCAGGUGCAGAUUUUGUUCGUGGGUAUCCAUUCAGCCUUCGUAAUGGCGCACCCACUGCUGUUUCUCAUGGUCUCUGGCUUAAUAUCCCUGAUUAUGAUGCUCCUACUCAACUGGUCAAGCCACUUGAGAAGAACACCAGAUAUGUGGAUGCUGUCCUUACCAUUCCAAAGGGUACCCUAUUUCCCAUGUGUGGCAUGAAUUUGGCUUUCGACCGGGAGCUCAUUGGACCGGCUAUGUACUUUGGACUUAUGGGUGAUGGUCAACCCAUCGGACGUUACGAUGACAUGUGGGCUGGAUGGUGCAUCAAGGUGAUAUGUGACCACUUGGGUUUGGGAGUGAAAACUGGUCUUCCCUACAUUUGGCAUAGCAAGGCUAGCAACCCAUUUGUGAACCUUAAGAAGGAGUACAAAGGAAUAUUCUGGCAAGAAGAUCUUAUCCCCUUCUUCCAAGGUGUGAUCCUCCCUAAGGACUGUACAACUGUUCAGAAGUGUUACAUUGAGCUGUCCAAGCAGGUUAAGGAGAAGCUUAGCAGUGUUGAUCCCUACUUUGUGAAGCUGGCUGAUGCCAUGGUUACCUGGAUUGAAGCUUGGGAUGAACUCAACCCAUCUGAGGUGGUUGUGGUGGAGGGGAAAGCUGAUAAGCCUGCUAAUGGUACAGCAGCAAAGAAGUGAUUUGAGAGAGUCUUAUGAGAUUUCUCACCUUGCCAGAUAUAUUGGGAGUUUGGUUAGUGAGUGAGCUCAAUUUGAUUCUCUUGAUUUUGGAAAAGUAUUUGAACACAGAAGAAGAAGGGUUAGUGGAGAAGAACUGAUGAGUUAUUUUCGUUAUUUAUGCAUUCAAAGUUUAAGUUUUUACUUUCAUUUUCAAUGUUAUUCAAUCCUAAAGAUUUCUUCUUGGGAUUUUUAUUUAUAUUUUUAACUUACCUUGACAUGUUGAGGAUUCUAUUAUUUCUGGCAAUAGACAUUGUUAUAAUUUACUU